This is a messenger RNA of Pseudo-nitzschia multistriata, 1175 nucleotides long. The record is from the annotation of a GenBank genome assembly. Lineage: Eukaryota; Bacillariophyta; Bacillariophyceae; Bacillariales; Bacillariaceae.
CCAAUACAUAACGGUACUGCACCGACGGUCUAUUGCAACAACGACAAGAAUUUCUUUACUAAUCGCACACUCAAACACUGUCUAUCCUAUCCCUCCCGCACCGCGUCAGACAGUCAAUCAGCGUGGAAAAAGGAAUCACCAACCAUCAAUUCAUUCAUUUCGUAGCAUUGUUUGAAAGAACAAACGGCAAAAAGGAACGAAAUUCGAAAAUUGAAGACAAUGAGGACGUCGCGGAACGAACAACGGCAGCUCCUGGGGUCCCUCCUCUUCCUGGCGGCAAUGCUCAGCGGCGGUGUUUCUGGCUUCCAGGCCCUUUCGCAGCGACAGAAGCCACAGCAGGCACGGCGAACGAGGCUGAAGGCCGUCGAUCCCUCGAGCGUCGCCACGAUCCUGGCCACCACCGCCCAGCACCAGCACCUGCAGCUGCAGGCCGAUCCGGCACUCUCCGCCCUGCUGGCGACGGCGAUCGACUUUGGCUCGAUCCAAUCGAUCCACCCGGCGGCCACGAACGCGGCGGCGGCGGCGGCGAAAACCACCACCACCGAAACCAUCCAGCAGCUCCUCCCCUCCGCCGGGGAGGCCGUCCAGAGCCAGGCCAAGGAGGCCCUGGAGAACGGAUACAAGGUGAUGGACGCCUCGGGCUUUACCAGGGGCGGGGGGUCCAGUCUCCCCGGCUUUGCCGAGACCAACAGCCUGCUGGCCCCCCACGUCUCCCCCUAUCCGAUGUCGGGGACUGUCACCGGGGACUACCCGAUGUUCGAGCUGGGGGACCGGCUGGCCCUCUCGUACUGGCUGCUGGAAUACGUCCAGAGACUCCCCUACAUCGCCUUUGCCUACGUUUUGGUAGAGUUCUUUUUUCUGCGGUCCGACGUCGACCUCUACAAGGAAGACGUGGAGGACGAUCCCUCGGGGGUCCUGGCCGAGACCGUCUCCGACACGGGGGUCCGCGUCGGCCUCUUUCUCGUGCUGACCCUCUUCACGUACGUCGUGUUCUGAGUCUUGCGAUGCAAUGCUGUGCGGUGCGGUGCGCCGGGACGGGAGGGGACGGAGAUCCAAACCAAGGAAUGCAAUGCCGAUGCCAAUGCUGUAACGAACCAGGGGCUGCGAUUCCAACAACAACAACAAAAACAACAACACUACCAAAUAGGAACCAUUAGCUAGCUAGACAUAAGCAC